GGGGCGGUGGUGGACUGUCAGUAGGAAUAUGGCGUGGACGACGUCGGGUAAUGAUUCAGCUCGGUAGUUUAAACGUUAAUUUAGAGUCGGCGUAACACGGUCAGAGUUUGACGGUUGACCUUUGGCUUGUCGGCGCCGCGUCGGUGUGAGAGACUCGGGGGAGGCGCGGUGAGAGUUUAGCUCAGCCCUCAGGAGGAAGUGUCACCGCCUGCACCAGCGCUCUCAGUCUCUUAGCGGGGGACGAAGAGAGCCUGUCUACGGUCAUGGCUGCCCUCGGGAACUCGGGGGCCACCUCCAGUCCUAUGGUGAUCCUGGCGCCGAAGACAAAAACGAAAAAGAAACACUUUGUGCAGCAGAAGGUUAAGGUGUUUCGGGCCAGCGACCCUGUCCUGAGUGUCUUCAUGUGGGGCGUCAACCACUCGAUCAAUGAUCUCAACCAGGUGCCUGUUCCUGUCAUGCUGCUGCCUGAUGACUUCAAGGCCAACACUAAGAUCAAAGUCAACAACCACCUUUUCAACAAAGAAAACCUUCCAGGACAUUUCAAGUUCAAGGAGUACUGUCCUCAGGUCUUUCGAAAUCUAAGGGAACGCUUUGGUAUUGAGGAUCUGGACUAUCAGGUGUCAUUGACUCGCAGCCCCCCACUGAGGAGUGGAGACGACCAGGGUGAGGGUCUGCUCCUCAACUCCUACGACCGAACGCUCGUCAUCAAGCAAAUCUCCAGCGAGGAUGUUGCAGACAUGCACAACAUCCUGUCUGAGUAUCACCAGCACAUAGUCAAGUGUCAUGGAAGCACCCUGCUGCCGCAGUUCCUGGGUAUGUACCGGGUGAGCGUGGACAGUGAGGAGACCUACCUGAUCGUAAUGAGGAACAUGUUUAGCCACAGACUGGUGGUACACAGGAAGUACGACCUGAAGGGGUCUCUGGUGGCUCGUGAAGCAAGUGACAAAGAACGGGUAAAAGAGCUUCCUACCUUCAAGGACAUGGACUUCAGGAACAACAUGCAGAAGGUUUACGUAACCGAGGAGCAGAAGGAGAAGUUCAUGGAGAAACUAAACAGAGAUGUGGAGUUUCUGGUGAAGCUGAAGAUCAUGGACUACAGCCUUCUGCUCGGCAUCCAUGACGUGGGCCGAGCUGAACGGGAGGAGGAGGAAGGAGAGGAGGUGUCCAACGAGGAAGAACAGGACGCAGAGAACGGCCUGGCCCUGGGCCCCGCGGCGGGUUCUUACGGCACCUCUCCAGAGGGAAUCGCUGGUUACAUGUCCUCCUGCAAACCUCUGGGGCCCGGAGAGUUCGACCCCUACGUGGACGUGUACGCGGUCGGGAGCUGUCCAGGAGCCCCUCAGAGGGAGGUCUACUUCAUGGGCCUGAUCGAUGUACUCACUCAGUACGACACCAAGAAGAAAGCUGCUCAUGCAGCAAAAACUGUCAAACACGGGGCUGGUGCUGAAAUCUCCACAGUCCACCCUGAGCAGUACGCCAAACGAUUUCGCGACUUCAUCUCAAACAUUUUUGCGUAACACUCAGCUGUGAACACUGCCACAAACUGAAUCUGACUGAGAGCUAAAAGUCAAUUUUAUCAUUGACCAAAAAUAGUAUGCACAUACAGAUCAUUAUUUAAAUUUGGUGAUCUGAGGCGAAACUACGUUCUUUCGUUGUAGCAAUAUAAUGUACUACUUCUGAUGCAUAUAUUUAUUUUUUAGAUUUAAGAUGUUUUUCUUAUAAAUAUUAAGCACUCUUAAUGGAAUAGCUCUGGAGAAAUGGGGUACUUGGAAACAAACUGCUGUUGAUCAGUGUUCAUAGUGUUAGACCACAUCAGUAAUAGAUCAAAUAUGAAUAUAUUUCUUUUUUUUUUUCAGUUUGCUCUGGUUCCUCAGGCAUGAACUAAACAUAAAUGAGACAUAUUUGGAAAUGAGUUUACUCUCUUGUUGAGAGUUAGAUGAGAAGACUGAUACGACUCUCAUAUGUCUGUUAAAUAUGAAGCUAUAGCCAGGACAUGCUUAGCUUAGCUUAGCUUAAAGACUUGAAACUGCUAGACUGGUUCUAUGUUCCAGCACUUCUAAUUAUAAAAUGAAUUCAUGGAAACUGAGACACUGCAGCUGGCAAAGAACUGUGGGACAUGACUCACUGUAAAAACACAGUGUCUUCUAUUUAUAUGUUAGUUUUUGUACAGAUUAGAUUAAUCAGAUAUGACAUGUUCAUUAGUGAACUUUAAAUAGGGGGUGGCUGUAUUCCCCUGUUUCCAGUCUUUAUACUAAGCUAAGCUAACUGGCUGCUGAGAUAUGAGUGAUUAAAAGAAAAAUCCAUCGAUUGAGCUUCUGUAAAGUUUUUGGACUCGCGAUGGACAUUAAAAAAAAAAAAAAUCUUCAUAUUCUUCUUCCUGGUAGUCUAGACAGUGACCUUGUCUAGUAUAAUAAUAUUAUUUAUCUAUUGAAGCAGGCCAUUUGAAUGUUUAGAGUGCCAAAUGUGUGGGAUCAAAGCUUUAUCAAAGCAGGAUUUGCACUUUGCAUACAAUUAAAUCAACUCUGUGCUGACACAGCAGUUAAAUGAAACACAAUUUCAAUGGAUCAAAUAUUGUUUUCCACCAAAGUCUUUACUAAAUUUCUAAAAAAAAAAAAAAAAAAAAUGUACAGAACAACCUUGCCAGUUGAAACAGUGAAUCUGUGUGUUUAAAUAGUAGAUUUUUGCCAGCCCUGCUUCUCGUGGCUACCGCAGCCUGUAAAGACGACGUAGGAGCAUUUCCUUUACCCACAGAGCUGAACCUGCAUUAAUGAAGCGACUGAUUUUAGGAUCAGUCCUGCCUUUUUUUAUAAUAAAAUACAUCAUGUGUCGAUGUGUAAUUCGACAUCAAAACACCUCCUGAAAACGAGCCCAUCCAUCAUUAUUCUGGACAGACUCCUUUUGAACACGGUGUAGUGUUUUGUGCAUUGGAAUGGAAAACGUGCGCUAUGUGAAUCAUUGUCAUAGGAUAAGACUUAGAAAAAUAUAGCAAUAGAGCUAGGAACUGUUGUCAGUGUAUUGUAAUGAUUUAGUGAUAACCAGGGUACUGUGUUAAAUAUUUUGACCAUAACACUACAUUUAAGUAGCUCGUGCAGUUAGCCUUAACACAGUGAGAUGAUACAGCAUUCCUAAACACUGGCAAGGCAGCGUAGAUACAGUAGUACUCUGUGUGAUGCCUCAUCUACUCGAUGAUUGCACAUGUUGUAUUUUUGCAAAUCAGCUUUUGGACCAAAAUAUAUUUUAUGAAGAAUU
Molecule: messenger RNA, 3249 nt
Organism: Seriola aureovittata
Lineage: Eukaryota; Metazoa; Chordata; Actinopteri; Carangiformes; Carangidae
Gene: pip4k2ca
Product: phosphatidylinositol-5-phosphate 4-kinase, type II, gamma a
Exons: 10
Coding region: 264-1517 (417 amino acids)
Biological process (GO): phosphatidylinositol metabolic process
Molecular function (GO): phosphatidylinositol kinase activity
Source: RefSeq, a predicted model, not a curated record